CAGACCAAAGUUUCCGAGACAGGCGAGGGCACGUCCGCUCCCUCAUGUCAACCUUAUCAGCCGAACUCACGCUGUAGUCCGGAAUGCUCCGCUAGCCUGGCCACACCAAGUGUCAAUAGACCAGAAUCGUACCCUUCAAUUACUGUGGUUGUACCAGCACCUCCAUGGGUGCGAGAAAGUGUUACCAGGACAACCACAAGGGUCGCCGCGUUGUCCUGCAAGAAGCGGCUCCAAUCCAGUCGCGACGCUGACGACCCCCAGGAUCCUGAAGUAUCAAUUCCUGGCGGAACUCGACAGCGCCCGAAGACAAAACUUCCGGCGAAUCCGAUGCUGACUCAGACCCCUUCGGUCGAUACUUCAGGAAAACAAAAGCCAUACACUUCGGACGAGAACGCACUGUUGGUGCGACUGAAGGAAAGGGAGGGAAUGCCGUGGGCAGAGAUUGCUGCGCACUUCCCCAAACGAAGCGCAUCGUCACUCCAAGUCCACUACUCGACCAAAUUACGCCACAAGGCAAACACUCGAGCUAAAAGGCCACGA
Molecule: messenger RNA, 540 nt
Organism: Aspergillus novofumigatus IBT 16806
Lineage: Eukaryota; Fungi; Ascomycota; Eurotiomycetes; Eurotiales; Aspergillaceae
Exons: 2
Source: RefSeq, a predicted model, not a curated record